Molecule: messenger RNA, 2973 nt
Organism: Mycena indigotica
Lineage: Eukaryota; Fungi; Basidiomycota; Agaricomycetes; Agaricales; Mycenaceae
Exons: 3
Coding region: 1-2973 (990 amino acids)
Source: RefSeq, a predicted model, not a curated record
AUGCCUUCGACCACUCCCCAGGCCGCUCCUGGGCAUCGUCAUGGCCGUUCUCACUCUCGCAACAACUCAAUCUCUCUUCAAUCUUUGCCAACUCCCAUCUCGACGACCACCCACGAACCCACCACCUCCGCUUCUACGCAGUCCCUUCCUCCACCCCCCAAACGAAACUCCCACCAUCGUCGCAGGUCAUCGGUUUCUACUCGGCGCGAAUCAGCAGAUAUGAUGGGUGUUUCCAUUCCGGACUCUGCCAUCUCUCCUGCAGAAGAUCCAGCAGAGCGGGAUUCCGUUCGCCGCAAUGCUCUUUGGGCUCUGGAAGGAAAACGUGACGCGUCAUUUUCCAAGGUAGAAAUUCCUGAGCUUGUGCCAUUUGAAUUUCCGACCAAGCCAUCUUUUCCACCAGGAUCCGGUGCAUUCGCGGUCAAGCGAGACUCAUUCAAACCUGCGUCCAAAGACUCUUUGCAUACUCUUGUUGAGGAGGAGGAGGAAGAAGAUGAAUCGGAAAAAUCACGUGCCCCACCCACUCCCACAACACCGACAUCUCUGUUCAUGCGCAAUAUCACCGCUCGGCCACGACCUCCUCAUCUUCGCCCCCUGUCGCUUACCCCAGACAGUCUUCCACUACAUAAUCUGCCCUCUCCUGCAUCACCGAAGCGUUCCAGUCUGAAGAUCCUUGCUCUGGCCCCCGAUGCCGCCGUCUCACCUGCUACUACUCGACCGCGUCCGGUACUCAACCUAAAACUGUCACCGGAGGCUAUAUCACCGGAGGAAGCAGUGAAUCGGCCAACACCACUACGCAAGAGUAGCAUCUCGUACAAAACAUCUACCUCCAAUGCUGCAGGUUUACCGACACCCGAGUCGACUCCGACUUGCUCCGAACGCCGGUUUUCCACCUUCACCCACUCGUCCAUCUCAAGUCGCGGUAGUCUAGGAAGCAAUGCUAGCAGCACCCGACUCGAGGAUGACAUAAUAUCGGGCAGUCGUCCCCUCAGCGUCAGCGAGCAGCACUUUCUGUUCAAAAGUCAUAAUGCCCUCCUCGCCCGAAUCACCGAUUUGGAGCGAGCGUUGUCCUUUCGGAGUAACCGCGAUUCGCGACCUUCUUCGGUUGCUUCUUCUCUUUCUGUUAAUUCCCGUUCCGGUUCCUCCGACAAUGAGGAGCCGCUAGACGAAAUGGUUUCACUUGUGACAGACCUCAAGCUGGAACGAGAUGAGCUUAAGCGGGACGUUGAAGGAUGGAGGACACGCGUUUCAGAUAUGGAAAAGCAACUCACCGUGUUCACCAACCGCGUUGAAGUCGAGCGUCGGGAAGCCUGGGUCGCUCGUACGCAAUUGGGGCUUGUCGAGGUCGAGAGGAACAGUCUUUCCAAGCGUGUUAGCGAACUCGAGGUCACCAACGACCAAUUGAUUCAAAGCCAAGAGGAUCUCAAGCAGACAAUUUCUCAACUCCUUGCCGAGAAAGAGAAUAUUGCCACCGAACUGCAAGCAGCGAAGAGCAAGGUUUACCCCGAGCUUGACCCGCUCAGCACUCCCCGCGCUUUCGAUGGCCCCGUUGUUCCAUUGCGCCCCGUCACUUUGUCCAUGAAACGUGGUCUUGGUUUGACAUCUUUCGACUCCGCAAGCUCGUUUGCUGAAGAUGAGGCAUCUCUCAAACUGCAUUGUGUGGAAGAAGAGGAGGAUGAACUGGCGGGUUAUGAAGACGAGGAUGAGAAUGAUGUUUUGCUUAGUCCCUCGUCAUCCUUCGGUUCGCUUGACGACUUCAACCCAUCAGUCGAAACUGCCCCUCAAGCUGCUCCGACACAUGGCGCCAAGCUCUCGAUUUCUAAAUGGACGUUCCCCAAGAAUGUCCUCCCCAAAUCGGAGUCGCAAGAAUCAGACGUCGAUCGAUUCUUCGGUUGCCUCGAAGAUCUCGACGAGCCUCUUUCACCAGAUUGCCCAAACUACGCUGAAUACGACGAGCAAACAAGCAAGGGGUUGUUCGCCAAGGGAUUUGACGUCGGUGAUGCCAAAUCUUGCUUUGUCUUGCCUGCGUCUGUGCUUGCGAGCGCAGAGGCUACUUUCGUUCUGGAUUCAGUUGAGGAGGAGGAUGAGACUGAAGCUGAAACCGUCGUUGAAGACGGAGAAGUUAACAAUGGAAUCAAGAUCACAUUUACACCUCCCAUGGACGAAAUUACUCCAGCGACAGCUUUGUCCUCCCCAAGUCCACAACCAGCGCUGGUUUUCACUGAAGAAGAUGAGGAUGACGAAGAGUCAUUCACCUCUUUUAAUCAGGUCUCGAGCUUUGGUCGAGUCCCAUCAACUCCUCCCACUCUUGUUUCUCGCUAUGAUUCUCCUUCCUCCAUUCCUCGUCUCGUUUCCAAACUACCGUCUUCCCCUCCAUCACCAAGAGCCGUUUCUCCCCUCAACUCCUUCGUCACUCCGCCAACAAAGCGUGGAGGUGUUAUGCCCUCAUUCAUCCCUCAGCCCUCAACACCUUCCCGCAUCAACACCUCUUCGUCAUUUUCCACCAAUGCAUCGACGAAGCCCAGUACGACUUUCAUCCGUCAGCCACCUCGACAGCCUUUGCUGCCCAGCCGCAAGGCCGCGCAAACAAAUGACGACACGACGCCUCAUGUCCGCUCCAGAUACACAGACGAAUCAGUUGCCCAUCAAGGUUCAGACAUGAAAAGUGUUGAUUUGUCGGAGCGCAAUAUACCAACGGGAGAAACGAGUACUGCAUCCAUCUCGCCUUCUACUCUUGCUUCUUCCAUAAUGUCUUCUCCCCUUGCAGGACGUCUCUCUUCUUUGAUAUCUUGGGGCAUGGCUUCGAGUGAUGCCACAGUGCAUGACUCGCCACCUCUUGCUUCAUCGGCUGCGCCAGUAAAGCGAGGUUAUGUCUCCAAGCAGAGUCAGCUUGAACGUUUGAAGUCGCGGCUGGAACGAGAGACACUGCAAGGAAGUCGGGGUAGAAAGCAAGAGGAUGAGGCGAUAUUUUUAUGA